Molecule: messenger RNA, 1500 nt
Organism: Pieris macdunnoughi
Lineage: Eukaryota; Metazoa; Arthropoda; Insecta; Lepidoptera; Pieridae
Source: the annotation of a GenBank genome assembly
AUGUUAAGUUUUAUUUUUUUAUUACUCCUCCACACGUCACUGUGUGAGGAUAGAAAACCAAACUUUGUUAUAGUUCUAACCGAUGAUCAAGAUGUCACAUUGGGAGGAAUGACACCAAUGCAGAAUGUGCAGAGAUUCAUAGCAAAUGAAGGCACUUCUUUUGCAAACUCUUAUGUAACAUCACCAAUCUGUUGUCCAAGUCGUGCUAGUUUACUCUCUGGUCUACAUGUCCACAACCAUCUGACUUGGAACAACAGCCUUCAUGGUGGCUGCAACGGAAGGUAUUGGAGAAGGUUAGAAGCAAGAACAUUUGCCACUACCUUGAAAGGUGCUGGCUAUAAUACUUUUUAUGCUGGGAAGUAUUUAAAUACAUAUGGUGCCAAAGAAGCAGGUGGGAUUGAAAAUGUACCUCCUGGCUGGAGUGACUGGCAUGGACUAGUUGGUAACUCUGUGUACUACAACUAUACAAUCUCUAAUAAUGGUGUGCCCACAUAUUCCACCGACCUGUACCUUACUGAUGUUCUUCGUGAUUUAGGCGUCAGCUACAUAGAGAACCAAACUGAAUCGCAACCAUUCCUGAUGGUGCUAGCUCCACCGGCGCCACACCAACCAUUUACCCCUGCGCCUCGACACAAAGACAUUUAUAAGAAUGUCACUGUUAUUAGACAUCCUAACUUUAAUAUUCCGGCAAAGGAUAAACACUGGCUUUUAUCCAUGCCACCAUCUCCUCUACCAGAGACAAUAUUCCCAGAAUUGGAUCGAGUAUAUCGUUCCCGUUGGGAGAGUUUAUUGUCUGUGGACGAGAUGGUCGCUGAUAUUGUUGAAACACUGGACAACCAGAAUUUGUUGGAUAACACAUAUCUCAUUUAUACGUCGGAUAAUGGAUAUCAUAUUGGUCAAUUCUCACAAGUAUACGACAAACGUCAGCCAUACGAAUCUGACAUCAAAGUGCCUCUCAUAAUACGUGGUCCGACAAUAGCUAAAAAUGUCACAGACAACCAACCUGUACUAAACAUAGAUUUGGCUCCAACGAUUAUAGAGUUGGCGGGUCUCACGCCUCCUAAAUCUAUGGAUGGGAAAGCAAUACAGUUUAAUUCGCCAAAAAAUAGAGAAAGAAACAUGCUUGUGGAGUAUUAUGGAGAAGGGAGGGAUGGAACUGUGGAUCCAGACUGUCCAUGGGCGUAUGAUAGAGAUCAAUUGGCUCAAUGUUACCCUCUGUAUGAUUGCAAGUGUCAAGACUCGAGAAACAACACGUACGGAUGUCUGCGACAUAUCUCAAAGCGUGUCAAUAUGAAAUACUGUGCAUUUGCUGAUGAACAGAAUUUCAAAGAAAUGUAUAACCUAAAUACAGAUCCCUACGAACUUAGGAACAUCAUCGACGAUGUGCUGCCCUCUAUCCGCCAUUGGUACAAACUCACCCUUUCACAGAUGCUUACAUGUAAAGGCGCAGAUAAUUGCGAUAACCCUCUAGAAAAUCCCAAACUUUUCUCAAUAUUUUAA